Messenger RNA from Closterium sp. NIES-67, 1151 nucleotides. The record is from the annotation of a GenBank genome assembly. NCBI's taxonomy places the organism in Eukaryota, Viridiplantae, Streptophyta, Zygnematophyceae, Desmidiales, Closteriaceae.
CUCUAUCUCCGAUCUCCUCGAUCCUAGACUCGCGAUUCACAGGCCCUUCUGUUGUUUAUGCCCUGUCAUUGAAGCCUCUUUCGGUUUCACUUACCUCAUAGAGGACUGAGAUUCGCAUAGCAAUUAACCGUGAUUCGUUCUACGUCCUCGGUUCCCCGGCCUCGUUCAGUUGGCAGCCCGCCUCACCGAAUCUCAGGUUGACGGGCGCCGGGCAUGGCGCGCUACGACCGCGCGAUCACGGUGUUUUCCCCGGACGGGCACCUGUUCCAGGUGGAGUACGCCACGGAGGCCGUGUCCAAGGGCACCACGGCCGUCGGCGUGCGCGGCACGGACACGCUCGUGCUGGGCGUCGAGAAGAAGUCCACGGCCAAGCUGCAGGACGCGCGCACGGUGCGCAAGAUCCACCGCCUGGAUUCGCACGUGGCUCUGGCGUUCGCGGGGCUGACGGCGGAUGCACGCGUGCUGGUGAACCGCGCGCGUGUGGAGUGCCAGAGCCACCGUCUCACGGUGGAGGACCCUGUCACUGUGGAGUACAUCGCGCGCCACAUCGCCGGCGUGCAGCAGCGUUACACGCAGAGUGGAGGAGUGCGUCCCUUCGGCAUCUCGACGCUGAUCAUCGGGUUUGACCCGCACACAGGCCGCCCCUCGCUGUUCCAGACGGAGCCAGCGGGCACGUUCACAGAGUGGAAGGCGAACGCCACGGGGCGCAACAGCAAGACAGUGAGGGAGUACCUGGAGAAGAACUACGUCGAGUCCGAUGGCGACAACACCGUCAAACUCGCCGUAAAGGCCUUGCUCGAGGUGGUGGAGAGUGGCGGCAAGAACAUCGAGGUGGCGGUGAUGACGCGCGACAAGGGGCUGCGCAUCAUGGCGGAGAGCGAAGUGGAGACCAUUGUGGCCGGCAUCGAGGCGGAGAAGGCUGCAGCGGAGGAGGCCAAGAAGGCAGGCAGAGGAGAGCGGACUGCAUCGUAGGACAGCACGGCAAGAUGGCGGGUGCUGCAGGCCGGGAGGUGCAUGGGGUGGGGUAGCUUAUGAUGUCAAUGGGUGUGCACUGGUGUAGCCACCAACGUGCAGAACCGGUAUGAAUGAUGUUUGUCUUUGCAGCACAGUGUGUGCAAGUUUUCUUCACUACCUUCCAUACAAACUUGUUC